GACAAAUACAUGAUGGCCGUUGCCACCGAAUAGUGUAACGCGUACAUGGAACUGUCGUGUGCCAGAAAAGUUUAUUAUUUUAAGUAGAAUUUUUCCUCUCGUGUUGUUCAUAUAUGUUGUUUUUGUUCGCGAAGGAAUAAAAGGUUGUGUACAGAACUAAAAUCAUGCCGAAAGAAGUGUGAAAAAACGAAAAAUUGUAAGAAGAAAACACGGGUGGCAAAACCGCGUUCGCGGAGAACACAAAUUGAGUGCUGAUCCCAAGAAGCCAUAAGUGUUUAGUGUAUGUGACACUUUUAAACAAAACUGGAAUGUGAAUGAAUUCUAAAUCAUAAUUAAUGGUUUGAUCGUAAAAUGUCUUGAUAUUAGUGUCCUAAAUGUUUAUAAACUGCUAAAUAAUGUCUGCCGAAUAUUACUUAGAGUUGGGAUAAUACAAAGGACAUACAUUUAGAAAGUGACAUCCAAAAUUGUUUUAUAUGCACAAUUUCAAAUGUAAUGUCAUGGAAAAAUGUAGUUCAAUUGUGUUUAUACAUGGAUGUGAUCCUGCAACAAAUGUUCUUUAAAGAUAAGUCAGAGUACUUUCAAAAUGCAAUUGUGCAGUUAUUCUUUAAUGGAUAAUGUAGUUCGAAAAAGAACUACCUAUUACGCAAAACAAAUUAAUAUCCAACUAUGGUUAGCACUACAGUAUGAUAUUAAACACAAAUAUCAACAACAUAUAUAAACACAAAUAUUUUAAAGUGAUAAGAAAGUGCUGCCUAAAUAACGUGUGAAAUACGAAGUUAUAUGGAUGACAGGAAUAGGAGACGUAGGUCGCAGACGCGUUGAGUGGCGCCGUAGCGCAAAUCUAAUCUUUCCCUGUCACUGAACUUAGUAACCAUUGUUGGUAAUUUGCAAUGUGUAUUACAAAUGUAUAUAGGAGUACUUAGAAGUAAGCCUAGAUAAACUGAAAAGGUGGCUAGACGCUGCCCAGAGUAAAGAGGGGCUGCGUGGGCAUGCAGCAGCCUCAGUCACGCCCUCUUCUCGGGGACUCAGUAUCCUCUACAACUUCCCCGACUGCUCGGCGUAACAAUCCUGUUGCUGUUUUAACGCAUCAACAAUUGCAACAAUUACAACAAUUACAGGCCCAGAACUCGAGUGGUCAAUCUCUGACAUUUGCUUUGCAACAAACAUCAAAUAAUCCACAAGACCAAGGAAAUGGAUCCACGACUGGAAAUCACAUAGUAUAUGUAAACCAACUAAAUCAUUUAAAUCAGGGUACCAUAAAUCCCUCGGGGACUGGUAUGGGCCUACCCCCGGCCACCCCCACUUUUGGGGUGGGCCUUAAUAUGGGAUUGCCACUAUCACUUCUAAAUACCAGUCUUACAUCCCUCACAUCUAAUGUUAUCACAACGUCAAAUCCUCUGCUCAAUUUGGGCCUGCCAAGCAUAAAUACAGGACUACCUACGAUAAAUCCUAGCCUGAAUCACUUGAAUGCUAUAAACUCCAACUUAACUUCGAAUAUUGGUUCAAACAGUAUUAGUAAUGGUUUAUCUGGUUUGGGACAGGAUUUAAAUAAUAUAAAUACUGGAAUUAAUAGACUUAAUACGUUAAAUUCGACGAGUUUAAACUCUGGAUUAUCGAAUGUUAACACUGGAAUUACUAACGUAAAUCCGAAUUUGACAAGUUUAAACUCAAACGUAAACCAGAAUCUUACCAGUUUAAGCACAAACUUCACAUCUCCAAGUUCUGGUGUGUCUGGUUUAACUACUAUUAAUCCAAACAUAAAUGCAAAUUUGACAACAACCAGUAUAAAUUCUGGUGUAAAUCAAGGUCUGAAUCGACCUGUUAAUGCUUUAACAACUGGAUUGACUCAAACUAGUCUGAAUUCUAACAGUACGCAAUUUCCAUUCCAAACCAUACAGAGUAUACAAAGUAUUGCACCACACAUUGUUGGAUCGAAUAUUGCACACGUACCAAGUUCUGCCAUAUCUCAACACCCAAAUUCAAACGUUUCUACAAUUUCACAAAUAUCAAAUGCUGGUACUCUAACCAGUUCCAGUAUAUUUACGAGCACUUCCAACGAACCAAAUCAUUCAACCACAGCAAAUGUGAAUCACGCUUCAAAUGUGAAUCUCACUACUAAUAUUCCACAUCUUGGUACAAUGCACUCAAAUAUAUCUAAUGUAUCAACGUCUAAUGUACAGCAUAUAUCUGCAUCAAACGAGCCGAAUAUGUCACUGAGUCAUACAUCUUCCUUAAGUUCCUCUCAAUCAACUGGAUUUCAACCUCAGCGACAGUAUUCACAGGGAAUUAACCCUGGUUUAAGUUCGUCAGUAACAUUAACGGGCUCGUCUCAGCCAUCAAAUGUGGUCAGUACAAUAAAUACCGUAAAAUCUAUGCAAAACAUUCAAAGUCAAAAUAUUAGUUCUCCAAGUAGCCCAUUUUCGAUACCAUUGAAAAGUCCGGCGUCUAAUAUCGCACCUCCCACACCAAGCCCUAGUCCUAACAGGCUAUUACUUAGAAGUCCAGCUUCGAAUUCGAUACAAUCGAACCGGAAUAGCCCUAGUCCUGUUGGGACAUCAACUUCAAAUAAUAAUUUUAAUAUACAAAUGCAAAGUCCAAUGCAGAGUCCAAUGAGUGUUAGCCAAAUUCAAAGUCCUGUACUUAGUCCAUAUCCUCCUGCAAAAAGUCCUCAUCUAUUAAGUGGAAAUAACUCUCUAAACAACAGAAGUCCGGCACCUGGCGGUAGUCCUGGUCCACCUGUGGUUAGAUCUAAUACACCCAUACUGCAACAAGGUAUGCAAGUAUUGCAAAUAAUUCAUGGUACACCACAGGGGUAUCAAUCAACACCAACACAGCUCGUAACUAGAACGCAUCUCUUUGGAAAUCAACAAAUUCAAAUAGCAACAACUAAGCCUGCUAAGCAACCUCCACAAAUUUUACCAAAACCUCCUAAUCAGCAAACAGCUGGAUCACAGCAAAAACAACAACGUGUUACCACUACUAUUACGAAUCAAGUCACUCAGCAAACUCAGCCACAAUUAGUCCUUGCUGGACCACAACCAAAUCCUACAGCAGCUACAAUGAUACCUACAGCACAAGGCCUCCUUUUAAAUCAGGUUUUGCCGUCAACGGGGCCCGUUAUUGUACAACAGCAACCAGGUGGUGUUCAACUUAUACUAAGAACGCCAGCAAGUGCCCAGCAACAAACACAUACUGCACAGUUAACACAGCAGCAGUUAGUAAGAGUUGUCACGGCACAAGGAAUGCAAUUACAAGGUAUUACUCCUACAUUUUUCGCUGUGCCUAAUGGAUUUCCUCCAGCCGCUUCUCCAGUAAUUAGACAUACUCCGUCAAGUCCUGCACCUUCUGCGAAUUCUGGAACUGGCAACUCUAUAGUGAUUCAAAAUGCAAUGGUACAAAGUCCUCAACCACAGAUUUCGCAAGUUGGAUCAGGUACUAAUACCGGCAGUACUACAUGUACACAAACUGUUGUUGAACAGAGUUUGCUACCACCACCUAAAAAGAAAGCGAAGAAGAAAAAGAAAGCGAAACGAAAGGAUGAUGAACCACCGAAAUUAGAUCUUGCUAGUAUAAUGAAAAUAUCCGGGAUAGGAGAUGAUGAUGAUAUUUUUGAUACUGAUCUUACAACUGAAUCUGAAGUUUCUUGUCAAGGUCAAGUUGAAUCAAGUUCAGGACAAAAUCUAGGACAACUCCCAUCUCAAGUGACUAUACCUACUAGUUCUGCUCAGAAUCUGAUACAAGUACCUGUACCAAAUACAACGAAUACACAAACUUCUGUGUCUCAGACACUUAAUAGUCAACUUGUUGCCCAGCUUCAGAUGCCUGUACAGAGCACAAUACAGGGUCAAUUACGAUUUGCUCUUGGGGAAGAUGGAAGAGUUGUUUUACAUCGAACUCCGGAACCAAAUCAACCAGAAAUAGAUCAGGCGACCGCUCAAGCAUUACUACGAUCGUUAACGCACGGAGGUGGUCAAAAUUCGCCUAUUAUUUCGCAGCUUCUUGGACAGGCACAAACAACAACGCAGACUACACAAAGUACUGUAUUACAGAGGCAGAAAUUUGUUAAGUCUCCUCUAUCAUCCAGUGUUACAACAGUUACUACUACUGUAAGUCCUACAGGCCCUCAAAGUGUUACUUGUGCUACUAGUCCACAACAUGUGCAAGUAUGCUCGAAACCAAGUAAUCAGCAAAAAAGUGUAAAUGUUCCUCAAGAAUCCAAUCCUGUGUUAAACGUUUGUGUCCAAAGUAAUCUUGGGUCUUUGCAAACAUUGGAUAUGCAGCCUUCGAAAAACAUUACCGUACAAAAUCUUAUACCAGCAUCAAAAACGACUCCGUCAUCUAACUCUAGCCUCGUACAAUCCAACAAUAAUGUUUUGACGACUUCUGAUGUUCUAGUACCGAAACCGCCGUGUACCACAUUCAGUGUGCAAAGUUCUCGAUUGACUAAUCCGAACCAAGCAAAUACUAAUCAACAAAAUUCUAAUGUUUCUACACAAAAAUCUAGUCAAGUGCGGCUCACGAAUGCCUGCGUAACUACUAAUGUACGACAAAAUCUAAAUAAAAUAUCACAAAGUAGUGCGCAUGUUCAAAAGUCAUUGCCAAAUAGUUUAAUUGUACAAAAUGAACACACUAUUGCAAAAAAUAAUCAGAAUCUUCAGCAAGGGAACCAACAAGAUAGUAUCACAUUGCAACAAGAAACACCAAUGUUUCAGCAUAAUCAACAUCAACAGAUAACAGCGCAGACUGUGCAAACACAAAACGUUCAACAUGUUUUUGAACAAAAUCUUCAAACAUCUGGAUCAAAUGUUCAACAUAAUUCUGUAAAUAUGUUGCAGCAACAAAGCUCCUGUAAUACUAUGCAACACGAUACCAUGAAUGUUUUACAACAUUCUAGUAUUCAACAGAAUACAAUUAACGUGCUUCAGCAAAAUGCAGCCGGUAAUGUACAAAAUAUUGAGCAAAAUUUACAAUCUGGAAUUAGUGAUAUAGCUCAAGCGCAACAAAAUGUUAUCACCAGUAUGCAACAACAAAAUACAUCUGCUAUUUUGCACAAUACAAGUGUACAACAGAAUGUAAACAUGCAACAACAGAAAGUUGUUGCACAAGCUAAUACGUUUUCUUCUGUUAAUGCACAACAUUUUGAAAGUCAAAAUGCAGCUAACACCAUGCAGCAGCAAGGACUAAAUACACAACAAAAUAGUCAACAUCAAAAUAUUGUUAUAACAAACGCUCCUGCUUCUUCUAAUACUGUCCAACAAAAUGAAUCUCAAAAAGUAGAAACUCAGAGUACAACAAUGCUUAAUUCAGCAGCGAACAAUAUAUUAAACAACGCGCCAAAAAUUACACCUGAAAUUUUGAAUGCAUUGAGCAAUUUGAAUCCCAAUGAUCAACUAUUAAUUGCAAAUGCGAAUGGGCAGAUGCAAGUAAUAAGUCAACAACUGUUGCAACAAUUUUUGGCUGGGCAAUUAAACGCGACCAACCAGGUGCAAAAUCAAAACCAAACUCAAAAAAUAGUAAUUGGUGAACCAGAUGCAAAUGGUCCGAAUUUACAAGGUGUACAAAUCAAUACACCGACGAGUCAAAUAAUUGUAAAUAGUUCUGGUGGAGCUCCUACUAUUCAAAAUAAUAUACAGAAUAUUGUAGUACAAGCUGCGCCUUCGCAAAUGCCGCAACAUAUACAGAUCCAAAAUUCCGGAUUUCCAAGUCAAUUUAUUGACAAUCUAAAUCAACAACAAAUAAGAAAUAUAGGACAAACAAGUCAACCAAAGAAGGCGAAAAUUGUUAAAAGAACAAAAACUGCUGUUACUACGCAAAACACUGGAAAUGUUCAAGUAACAAAAACUGUUACGGUUUCCCGCCCAACAAUGAUAUCAACGAAUACAACAAACCUUCAUAAAGUUGAUAAUUCUAGUAAAACAAAUGCUGUGGUAUCUCAAAGUACAAAUCUGAUUAAGAGUGAGUCUACUCAAAUUGUCACAAAUGGUCCUGUACUUCCACCAUCUCCUGGAAGUCACUUAUCUGUUCCCUCAAAUGGUCAAAUGGUUCAAAGAGUGCAGACCAUUCAACUUCCUGCUCAAAAACAGCAAAUGUUGAAAACUAUACAAUCUCAAAUACAAGCUAUAUUAGCUCGUAAAUCGGGUGCACAACCGGAUCAAUCGGUUUUAACAAAAUUAUAUCAAGAACAAGCGAAAAUUUUAGCAAGUGGAAAAGUUGUUAGCACUACGACACAUUCCGUUAGCAGUGGUUCGGAAGCAAGUUUCAAUGUAAAUGCAGUCCCAACAAUAGCAUCUACCAUAACACCGCAAAAUUCUUUUAAAAAUCAGACAUCGGCAGUACAAACUCAAACACACACAUCUACAACUGUAGUAACAUCGCAAAAUUUAAAUCCAAGCAUACCAACAACUGUGCAAAGUAACACAAGUAAUAGUUAUAUGAAUAAUCUUACUGUACCACAAGUUGUGCAAGGACAACACUGUAUACAAAACAGUCAGAAUGUGCAUCAAGCGCACACGAAACAGCACAAAACUUAUCAAAAUCAUGGAAACCAGAUAUUGAGUCCGUCCUCUGCCAAUAUGCAAAUUUUCUCACCACCAAUAACAUCUGUAGCUACUGUGCAGACCAACGCACAACAAUUAGCUCCAGUUCAAACACAACCAACAGGAAUGCAGCAAUCAACGCAAUGUCAAACUGAUCCAUUAGAUAUUAAACCAAACAUACAAAUAUCAAGUCCUAUUAAACAAGAACUAUCUUCACCUAUUCAAGUACAAGUUCAAAGUGGCUCUCCUGCAGGACAGGUAGCCUCGCCUAGAAUGAUUGGCAAAGGGCCACAAAGGAUUCAAAGUCCAGUAAACACUAAUAGCAAUUCGAACAAACAGAUUGUCAGUCCUAACAGUAAUUCAAGUCCUUUAGUGAGUCCUAGACAAGGUGUAAAAAGACCUGCAUCUAGCCCAAUUUGCAGACAAAUUAAUCGUAGUGACUUGUUAGAGCAACAGUUAAAAAUGGAUCAAAACGGUGCGAUCAAUCCAGAUGUCAACACACCAUUUUUAAGCAAGCGGGAUGCUUGUAAACGUCUUGUAAGGUAUCAUUGUUUAAAUGAACAAGUACUUAGUCCGAAGGAUUUAGCGAAAGCUGAUGAAAUAUUUGAAGAAACAGCAAAACAUCUGUUAACAAAAUUCAACUCUAUGAUGAACAAAUACACGUACCUUCUUUUAAUGGAAAGCAUGCGAGAAGUGAGAACAUCAGAACUUAUGAUGAUUGAUAGAACUUUUGUUGCUGAAGAACAGAGUAUAUUAAAUAGGUUACGAGAACAAGAGGCUAAAGUUAAUGAAGAAUUUAAAAAGGAAGAAAAGCCAUUGGUGCCAAAGGUUGAACCUGGUCUUACAGAAGAAGACAAAUUAUCAUCACCAUUAACUAACGUUUCUGUAAAACGUGAAUUAGAAGAUGACUUUCCAAGUGACGAAAUCGAAUGUAAACCAGUGAUUAAAUCAGCAAGUUGUACUAGUGGUGAUUACGACGAGUGGGUAGAAAUUCAAAAGGAACUCGGUGUAUAUCCAUCUACCACAGACUCGUUCAAAUGUAAAAAUAGUAAUAAUAGUAGUAGUAAUAGUGCAUGUGCUGUGGCUGUAACAAAAUCGUCGAAAGCUGAAAGAACACGAGCGAACGGUGAAUGUCGUGCGAAUGUAUCAAGUGCGAGUGUUUCUGGAAUUCAAAACACAGUUGUAAAAGACAGUUGUGAACAAGAUAAUACACCUGUUUUUGAGAGACGUUGGAGUAGCGCUACAGACCUUGAACGGGAUCUACUAGAAGACACUGACAGCUUAGAUGGUCUGGCUUUACAUUCUCAAACACAAUGUCCAGGCUCUCUUCACAUAACUAAUGAAAGUGGGAACGGUAAUGAACAUGAUGAUAUUACCGCACAGGUACAAUCUGCUAUUGAUAGCAUUCUUAAUCUUAAAAAACGUCCUACAAACACAUUACCUGGCAGUAGUGGUAACAGUGCAUCACAGUCCAGUGAAUCAAAGGACACAGUGCUUGACCAAGCAGUCCGCAGCAUUUUAGGCUCGUGACCCUCCUUUAAUAAAGUAUGUUAAACAAGUGAAGUUAAUGGUGAACAUCAAGCUAAUUGUUCGUUUUGAAAAAUUUUAAAAGGACUAUACAUUCAUUUUGGUGAUUUUUGUGGUUAAUGUGAAUAAUAUAUGAACUAUGUUUGACAUUAAGAAUGCAACAUUGUUUUUUCGGUAAUGCAUAUCUAAACUCAUGCAAAUUGUUGCUAAAUUAUUUGUACAAAAAAAUCGUGCAGCCUUAAUUUCAUUUAUAUAUAAAUUAAAACAGACUAACUGGAUUAUGCAAUUCUACAUUUUUCUCCAAAGUUUUGUUCUGCAAUGGCAAUAACUAUUCAUAAUAUAAAAACAUGUAUACUUUCCAGUAGUCUAGCUGUAAUAAAGCCAUCGCGUUUACCUAAUUCUAGCAGCUGUACAUGUGGAUAGAUAGAGAGAUAGAUCGAUAGAUAGUUAGUUAAAUAAAUAGAUAACUCGCUCAGAUUUUUCAAUCUGCCACUUUAUAAUGUAAUUUUGUAAAAAGUAAUUAUUUAAAAGCAACUUAUUCCACUUUGUCUGUAGUACUUGUAGAGAAAUCUUGCGAAUACUUAAAACUGGGUCGGUAAAUUGUACAUACGUUUUUAACGUGUAUUAUUAAUAUUAUUAUUGCUAUUAUUUGUAUUAUUGUUAUUGAGAUUUACUCUCAGAAUUAUUAUUGUAUUAUUAUUAUUAAUAUUAUUAUUAUAUUAUAAUAAUUAUUACUAUUAUUGUCAAUGAUACCAUUGUCUCAAAUACUGAGGAAUGUAUGGUAUAAAGAGAAAGUAGUGGUUUAAGAGACUGAAAUGGAAGACAAUGAAAAAAGCAUAGAAGGCAAAUGAUAUAUAAGGUGAAAAGGGAACACAAAACCUCUAUAUUAAUUUGAAUUCAUUUCUAUUUAAUGUAUAUGCAGUCUUAAAUGUUGAAAUGCAAAAUCAAACAGGCAAACAUUUUUUAAGUAGAUAUAGCGUUUUACAACUUCUUUGUCAUCACAUGAAAUCACAAUAGACCUGGGUAAUUGAUGAGUACAUGUGUAGAGAGCACAUGUGUGGAAAAAGGGUAAACCCACAUUGGUAACAUUUUAAGCAAAUGAUAGAUAACCGGUGAGUAAGGUUUAGAAAGCAAAUCUUUCUAUAUGUGCCUUUUUUAUUUUUUACAUAGUUGAUGACUAAUAAUAUCAUAUAUGUACACUUGACUCAUGACUUUGAUUCACGCGAUGCUAAUAUGUCAAAUAAUAAAUGCAGAUUUUAAAUCAGUAAAUUAAACAUACAGAACGAUGGUCUGAGUUAAUCAUUUUCUAGGUAUCUCACUAAUUACAAAAAUAAUUCUUCAUCACCGACAGUGCUUUUGCAAGAAGAAUUUAGUUAUGUAACUGUAUUUUUGCAUCCUUUUCCCACAUAAAUUCAUGAUAGCUCUCUAUACACAGAGGCAAUGAAAUGUUUUUGGCAAAAGCAAUCCAAGACUGACGUAUAUACAGAGAAUCAAGCAAAACUAUGUAAUGUAUUACAAUAAGAAAUAAUCAUUUGUACAUAAUAUUCAAUUACACUCUCGACGGCAAUCGUGACUUAAUGAAUUCUUCAAAGAUUUUAAAAUUUGGAUAUGCUAAAGUUCUUUUGAUCCUAAUAAAUUGCCGAUAUUUCACGA
This is a messenger RNA of Megalopta genalis, 9716 nucleotides long. RefSeq lists its product as uncharacterized. The record is from RefSeq and is a predicted model, not a curated record. NCBI's taxonomy places the organism in Eukaryota, Metazoa, Arthropoda, Insecta, Hymenoptera, Halictidae. Gene Ontology annotation, cellular component: SWI/SNF complex. Gene Ontology annotation, biological process: positive regulation of DNA-templated transcription.